Molecule: messenger RNA, 1152 nt
Organism: Passer domesticus (house sparrow)
Lineage: Eukaryota; Metazoa; Chordata; Aves; Passeriformes; Passeridae
Product: TOG array regulator of axonemal microtubules protein 2-like
Exons: 4
Coding region: 1-687 (228 amino acids)
Biological process (GO): microtubule cytoskeleton organization
Cellular component (GO): cytoplasmic microtubule; cilium
Molecular function (GO): microtubule binding
Source: RefSeq, a predicted model, not a curated record
AUGGCGGGGUGCCUUGCCCGGGCUGCAGCGCCCAUGGCCGACCCUCUCCUUGCAGUGACCUCGCAGACGGCCACUGGUGCCCAGCGCCGAGAGGAGCCGCUCCGUGGGCAUGGGCAGAAGGACAGAGCCUCUCCAGACCCACAGCACUCCUUGCUGGAGGCACUCUCCUUGCUCGGCAGCGAUGACUGGGAGAUGAAGGAGAAGGGACUCUUCAACAUCAAACACCUGGCUGGGUCCCAUUCAGAGGUCCUGCUGUGUAGACUUCAUGACAUUUGCUUGGCAGUUACCAGCGAGGUGGCCAACCUCCGUUCCAAGGUGUCCUACUCUGCAAUUGUCACUCUGGGAGAGCUCUUUGUGACCUUGAAGAAGAACAUGGACUCUGAGGUGGAUGAGGUUGCUCGGGUCCUUCUGCAGAUGGUGUCCAACUCCCCAGAAUUUGUUCAGAAAGCAGCCAGUCAGACCCUGGGGAUCAUGGUGGAGAAUGUGACUCCUGCACGAGCAAUGACUGCUCUCAUGGACAUGGGAGUCAAGAGCCGCCACGCCCAGGUGCGGAAGUGUGGGGCCGAGCUCCUCCUGUCCCUGAUGGAGAGAACUGGAGUCACAAAGCUGGCAGGCACAGCCAGGGCUGAGAGGCUGGCACACGUGGCAGGGAAGCUUGCUCAGGACUGUCACCAGGACACAAGGUAAUGAUCCUCAUUUCACUUCCUGAAACAGGAAAACCGUUCCCUGUCUGGCCAUAAAGGAAAAAGCACAAAAGAUUGGAAACUCAAGGCAAUAAUAAGUGACCUCAAUGUGUGGAUAAGGGUCAUAGAAUCACAGAAUAUGCUGAGUUAGAAGGGAACUAUCAGGGUCAUCCAGUCCAGCUCCUGGCCAUGUGCAGGGCACCCCAAGAGUUACUCCAUGUGCUGAGAGCAUUGUCUAAAUGCUUCUUGAGCUCUGUCAGCCUUGGUGCUGUGACCACUGCUCUGGCUUGCCUGGGCAAAUGACUGUACUGGGUAACCUGAGGUUGGCCAGCAAAAAGAUGCAUUGCCAACUUCCUGUGGCUUGAAGGAUUCUUUACUGAGAUCAAAAGAGCUCAGAUGAGCCAGUCCAACAGUUUUCAUUGUCUUUAGGUGCACAACACAAAGCCAAAGUGUUGGCUAAUAUUCAUCA